UCACAUCAUCCGACGUAUCGUAACUGCGGGCGCCAGCAAGCCCGAGACACCCGAGUCUCGAAGGUUGCCGCUGACGAAUGACGAUCCGCGCUAACAUGCAGUCUUUGCUCGAGCCGUCACAGCACUUCUCAUUAUUUUGAUACGUCAUACAUAGUAAAACGGCUUGCGACAACAAAAGGCGUCCGAACGACUUAUUUCUCUUCAGUAGUUUUCGCAAAUGACAAGUCCAUGAACCCUGGUUACUACGAGGAUCCUAGCUUAUUCCAGUUCUUACAGCAUACGCAUUAUAACCAGUACCAAGUCUUCGCCAACGUUCCGCGCCCGGCUCAACAGCAGUCUCUAGCAGCGCAAGCUCCGCAGCAACCCAAUCCUUAUCAACAACCAAGGAUGCAACAGCAACCAGCAGUCUACGGAGCACCCGGCUCCUUUGCCGGGCGACGGGCUAUGCAGCCCCCAGGGGGCGCCUCCUCAAUAUCUUUCGGAGGUGGCGGUGGCGACUACGGGACCUCUUCUAACUACGGCGCGAACGCAGCCGGUGGCUAUGGGGGUGCGGCAGCCUAUGGCGCGGGCUAUGGCGGCGGCGGCGCUGACCUGUCUUCCCAGCUCAACCUGCCGGGCGGCAUGCGGCGGCCGCCCUCCGCCGGUCGGCGCGCCAACGCGCAAUCUGCAGGGUCAGCGGGCGGCUACGGCGGCGGCUACGUGCCGUCCGCCUCCCCGUACAGCGCUGGCGGGUACGGUGGUGGCGGUGGCAGCAUCCUCAGCACGCCCGGCCUGGGCGGAGCGGGCGGUUACGGCGGCGCGUCCGCUGGCUCGUAUGGCGCCGGCGGCUAUGGCGCCACGCCGAGCAGCAGCAGCUACGCCUCGCCGUACAGCGCAGGCGGUUACGGUGGCGCGUCAUCGUACGGCAGCACGCCGGCGGCUGGCGGCAGCUCGUACGGGACGCCCAGCUCGUACGGCCCUGCUGGCGGCGCAAUGAGCCCCACUGGCGCCGCGGGCGGCGGCUACGGCGCCAGCAGCUACGGCGGCGCGGGUGGGUACGGCAGUGCGGCGGGUAAUGGGUACAGCAGCUACGGGCAAAACAGUGCGUACGGCGGGGCCUCGGGAGGCGGCUACGGCGGCGCGGCCAGCAGCGGCUACGGCAGCUACGGGCAAGGCAGUGCCUACGGCGCAUCGGCAGGGGCUGGGUACGGGCAACAGCAACAGCAGCAGUCAGGGUACGGGCAGCAGAGUGCGUACGGGCAGCAGAGUGCGUACGGGCAGCAGGGGGCGGCAGGGGGCGGCUACGGGCAGGGUGGCGGCGGCGGCGGCGGCUACGGCGGCGCUCCCAGCCCCAAGGCCGAGUUUGUUCCGCACAAGGGCGCGUUCUGCGGCAAGAUCGUGAUGCAGCCGCCCGGCGGCAAGACCUCCAUCAACCUGUUUGGGUAAUGGGUGCUCACGGCUGCCAUUGGCAGUGCUGUGCCUAGCAGCUUUGGAAGCAGGCGCAGCCAGCCACGCCACGUUACCGACAAAGUGACGGGUUUGGUACAUUUCUUUUGCAUGAAUGUUGGAAAGGUUGGGUGGGCGUGCGUGAGCACACCGCAGGUCAGGCGCUGCGCACUUCAGCACAUGCCCAAGCGGAUGGUGGCAGGCUUGACUGCUCUCGCAGUGUUGUAUUGAUUUGCACUAUGCAGGUAGUGCUUGUUUGGCAGGUUUAGCAGGUUUGUACGCUGUCAAGGCAACGUUCGUUUUGCUUUAGGGCUUGCGCUUAAUGGUUCAGGAUGUCCGGUAUGUCCUCUUGAAUGAUUCCUUGGAUGUCGUGUGCAGCUCUAGGGCUUAAGUGAAGCUCCAGUUGGUGGCAGUCCUCACUUACUCGGUGACACGCCUGAACACCUGUGACGUGCAUGAAUUUGCGAGGGCGGCAGCACGCGCGAGGACGCGGCAUUUUGGUUGUUGCUGAACGCCGUCGGGGCUCUGGCCACCCCGCCGGCGGCGGGUUGGUACGCGUCAUGCAACAAAGGGAUUGUGAUUGCGGGCGAGUGUGUAUAAGUGUGUAAGCUGCACGCUUGCCUGGAUGAUGCCAUGCGUCCUUGCGCCACGACUCCGGGGUAAGCUGGGCGGAGCUGUGGGAAUGAUGAUGAUGAUGUAUUACAGGGUUGGAAGCGUGCGUUGCUUCUCCCACAAGGGCUCCUCAUCUCUCCUAUCAACAUCUAUGCCAG
Chlamydomonas reinhardtii is the source of this 2195-nucleotide messenger RNA. RefSeq lists its product as uncharacterized. Lineage: Eukaryota; Viridiplantae; Chlorophyta; Chlorophyceae; Chlamydomonadales; Chlamydomonadaceae. The transcript is spliced from 3 exons. Bases 388 to 1425 code for a protein of 345 amino acids. The record is from RefSeq and is a predicted model, not a curated record.